This is a messenger RNA of Frankliniella occidentalis (western flower thrips), 2480 nucleotides long. RefSeq lists its product as uncharacterized. The transcript is spliced from 2 exons. Lineage: Eukaryota; Metazoa; Arthropoda; Insecta; Thysanoptera; Thripidae. Gene Ontology annotation, biological process: protein deubiquitination. Gene Ontology annotation, molecular function: cysteine-type deubiquitinase activity. Bases 2028 to 2366 code for a protein of 112 amino acids. The record is from RefSeq and is a predicted model, not a curated record.
UGUCUCACGGCAGUGCGACGCUACUCGCAGCCGGGCCGCCACUCCCUGUGUCCAGGGGGUGGAAGCGGCACUCUCCUAACGCUGCCAGCAGCUACUGACGCAGCACAGACCCCGCCGCCCGCCUGGAGCUGGCGCUUGCAGGAGCUGCAGGCAGCGCCGGAAGUGCGAAAGCGGUAGUCUUCUAGACUCUGAGCCCCACAAGACGCCCACUAAGCCCCCGUCGUCGGAUGAAAGCAGCAAGACAUCUGAUCAAGAGAUCACGGCGAAGAACGGUUUGAGCUAGGUAUACCUGAAAUUUUUCGUGUAGCUUUUUAGGAUAACUAGCUACAUGUACGCCUGACCACGUCUUGCGUAACAGGCUUCGCAAAAGAACACUGUUAAGCUGAGACGCAUCUGGCGCACAUAUAGCUAGGCCUGCGGUGCCGACACCCGAGACUCUCGUCUCUGGCUUUCUUUGUCAGUUAAUGGUAAAUACGCGGUGUCAAGCGAAAUAUACUUGCGAAAUGAGGAUCUGAGCCGCCUCAACACACUCGCGACUACGAUUUCAGAGAAAAUGUCGUGAUUUUUAUUUGAAAUGUUGCACUUUCUCUCAGGUGUUAACCUUGCCCUCGGUACCAAGUCUCACUUAUUUCUAUCACAAUUUUCGAUUAAUGUAUGAAAUGAUGUUUGCACACCUGGUUUUAGUAAUGAACAAUUUUAUAUCUUUCAUUUCAUCACUGCACUUCUGAAAGUCAUUUAGUCAAUGAACACCACUUUUGGUUCAUAUGUUUUGGAACUGUCGAUUUGAUUUGCUUUGUUUUCUCGUGUUACUUCAAUACAUUCUAAAUGUUUUAUUACUUUUGCCCGGUUUUUUUAGGUCUAUUUGUGAGUAACUGAUUAUAUACAAUGAGUAUGGAUCCAUUGUCACCAUGGGACAACACAAUUCCUCAAAUUCUGCUGUAUUCUUCCCCAUUAAAUUCUGAUUUUAAGUAUAUUCCCACCAUAGGGCUUACGAAUUUAUCAAACACUUGUUUUUUGAAUUCUUUCCUUCAGGUAUUGAAAUUUAAUUCUUAUGUUCACAUUUAUAUUAAAAACAUGGUAAUUCUUUUUAAUACUGUGUUAAUUUUUUAAUAUGAUCAGCAGGCUUUGUUUCACCUUCCUAAAUUUACAAACUGGGUUGUAUCAGACUCACUCCACUUCUCACGUUGUGAACACUGCAUGCUAUGUACUCUUUCCUAUACGCUUCAAAAUAUGCUUGUCUGCCAAACUUCAGCCACUGCCAUUUCACCUGUAGAGUUGUGUAGAUUGCUUCGAGGUAUACUCUCUUCAGUUUUCCUAUACCUAUCUUUGUUUUUCUGAAAUGUGUGUACUGUGUGCCACAUUAAUUUAUCUCAUUUUGUGUAGUGGUAAUUGUUUGUCUGUAGGUUUGAAACUAAACUGGGGAUCGCAAGAAGAUGCAAAUGAUUUUAUUGUAUCUCUUCUGCAAAAAAUACAAGAAGAUUUCUUGGAUCGGAACGGAGAGCUGAAGUAAGUAAAAUUAUGUAGUAGUAUAAUCAAACUUGCCCUGGUCUCUUCUUUUCCUUUGUAGAAGUGUUUUAGAUUACUGCAGCAAGAAGACUACCCCUAUAGACUGCAUUUUUGGUUUCUGGGUCCAGACUGAAGGUGAGCGUGGAGUAACUUUGCUAUGUAACUGUUACACAAAUAUAAGAAGUUUAUAUGUUUUUAAAAUUCCUUUACUAUUCCAUCCAAGUUGAAUGUAGUGUGGACUACUGCAAGAAUGUUUCAAAGACAUAUAUGCAGAUGCAGGAGCUACAGGUUGACCUCUCUGAAACCAUACAACAGGGUCUUGACAAUUUUUUCCUGGAGGAGAAACUCAUUGUGAAGCGUGUAAUCGGAUAAAUGUGUGCUCACGCAGACUGAAAUUGUAUACAACCUGUUCAGAAGUACUUAUUGUUCAACUCAAAAGGUAAUGUGUUUCUUGAAAGUUCAUGUGAGAUUUUCCUUAUUUGGUUUCUCUUUUUAGAUUUGACAACAAUCUCCAGAAAGAUAUGAGGAGUGUCGAAAUCAACCAGAAAGUUUCUGUGGCAGGGAGGGCAUACAAUCUCUGCAGUGCAAUCGUGCACUAUGGAGGAACCCCUUCAGCUGGCCACUAUAAGGCCUAUGGCCAGUGCCCUGAUAAAAGUUGGGCUCUUUUCAAUGAUGACGAGGUUUCUCUUGAUAGAAAAUGCGACCUAUCUCUUGAGGAGGUAAAAAGCCAAUGUUGCAUUCUAAUGUAUGAAAAGGAUGAGCAGGAUGGUGCUAGUCACAUUUCACCUCUUCAAAGUGUACUACAGCCAGGGGUUGCCUCACUAAUUUCUAAACAGCCAGUAAGUGGAGCAAAAUGUUAAAAUUAUUUACCCCUUUGUUGUUGUUGCGGGGCAAACUCAAAGACGACGGGUUUAAGCGAUCAUGUUCUUGAAGAAAUCGCGGGACAGAAAUCGCCACCGGCAGGCCAAGCAGGC